Alternaria burnsii is the source of this 3840-nucleotide messenger RNA. RefSeq lists its product as uncharacterized. The record is from RefSeq and is a predicted model, not a curated record. Lineage: Eukaryota; Fungi; Ascomycota; Dothideomycetes; Pleosporales; Pleosporaceae. Bases 1 to 3840 code for a protein of 1279 amino acids. Gene Ontology annotation, molecular function: protein binding. The transcript has 6 exons.
AUGGAGUUCUGCAAGAAGUUGUUACGUUCGCGCGAUAAGUCGCGUCGCAAACAUGCGGGUGCUGCCUCGACAGCGCAGUCUGAGCAAGCGCCCACCCAGCCUCAUGACUUUCUCGAUUUGUCUCAACACCUCGCAGCUCAGCCUGAUCGCUUGAUUCCGCACUCAGGCGCUUCGUUCGAUGAUCCUACCACUUCUUCCACGCACCCGCAGCACUUGAGCCAUGACCGGCAGUACGCCAAAUCGAUGCCCUUACAUAGUCCCGAUCCAAGUGUACAAGGAAUUACUCAACCUAUGACCAAAGGCAGAAACCAGGGUCUUCGAGUAGUCUUUGAAUCCGCCACUACUUCUAAGUCUACUGUGGACAUUGUGUUCGUUCACGGCUUGACUGGCAAUGCCUACGAUACCUGGCUACACAAGAACAGUAAGACACACUGGCCAUCCGAUAUAUUGCACAAGGACAUUAGCGACGCGCGAAUCAUGAUGUGGGGUUAUGAUGCAGAUGUUACCAGCUUCUGGGGACACGCCGGGAGGAACCGUCUAGUAGAGCAUGCAAAGAAUCUGAUGGGAGACCUCGUGCGACAGAGAGAAGACACAGCCUCGGAAUCUCGAAGAAUCAUUUUCGUCUGCCACAGUCUUGGCGGAUUGGUCGUGCAAAAGACAUUGAGUGUCUCUCGGGAUCGUGCUGAGGCUCAUUUGCGCCAAAUCGAAACAUGCACGUGUGGUAUAGUUUUCCUUGGAACUCCACACAACGGAUCAAAUCUCGCGUCUUGGGCUGUGCUCUGCACCAAGCUCGUAUCGACGUUUCGGGAUGCAAAUGAAGCCAUCGUAAAGACGCUGAGCCAAGAGUCGGAAGUCUUGCGAGAUACGCAAGAAACUUUUGGCCAGCUUCUGCGUGUUCGACAAAGCCAAGGAACCGAAAUCCAGAUCACAUGUUUCUUCGAGGAGAACGCCGUAACAGCUGUUGGCAUGAUCGUCCCAAUCUCUUCGGCUACUCUGCUUGGCUACACUUCCUAUGGGAUACCGGCAAAUCAUAUGAACAUGACUAAGGUUGCCACACGCGAAGAUGUAGGUUAUCGGCGGAUCGUUGGAGAGCUUAAGCGCUGGGUCAACCACGCUACGCCAUCUUCUCAUGCUGUCAUCUCAUCUAUAGACCAGGAAGAUAUUCUUCGAUUGCUCGAUACUAAAAGUCCACUUAAGAAGUUCAGCCAGCCCAAUGAGUCCUUUCCUGGCACAUUAAGAUGGGUUUGUGAUGAUUCAAACACGAAGUUUCUGUCCUGGAUCAAAAGGGGUGGAACACCCUACUGGAUCACGGGGCAUCCGGGAUCGGGUAAAAGCACUGUUCUCCAUCACCUUUUCCACAACCAGCACGAGAUUUUGACGACGCUGCGAGAAGCUUGGCCUUCCGAGCCUGUGUUCGCGACUUACUCUUUCACUUUUCGAAGUGAUCAAAGCCAUAGGACCAUCGAAGGGCUGCUUCGAUCCCUGAUCCACGACGUCCUGUCGAAAAAGCCACACUUGUUUGCAUCAGCUUUCCCAUCGUUGCGGACCAUUUCGGAUUUUCGCCGAAACUUUCUCCCGUGGUCGGAAUGGCAACUUGAGCAGGCAAUGUAUAAGGCGCUCGAUGCGGGGCCAUCGAUACCAUUUUUAUUCUUCAUCGACGGACUAGACGAAUACGAGGGCGAGCACUCUCGUAUUGCACAGUUUGUCGAUAGAUUUUCUCGACGUUUACCCCAUAACCUUCGACUAUGUAUCUGUAGUCGACCCGAAGCUGACUUCGUGUUUCAAUUCAUGGAGUAUCCUGUCUUGAAGGUCGAGCAACACUCUAGUGCAGAUGUGCAGCUGUACGUCAAUGAACGGAUGAAAGAAGCAGAGCCCUUACUCGGUGGGGCUACGAACUUGAUCGCGCGAAAGAUCAUCGAAAAGGCCCGGGGAGUGUUCCUGUGGGUGAAACUCGUGAUUGACAGCUUACAGCGAGGUUGGAGAAGGUACGAAUCAUUGGAUCGUCUAGAGCGCCGUCUCCACGACAUGCCUCCGGAUCUUGCGGAUGUGUACCAACGUAUCGUCGAAGAUAUGGACCCUGAAGAGAUGGAGGAAGCAUGCCUCUUGCUUGCCAUUACUGUCUUUGCUCAGCGGCCUCUGCUGGUACGAGAGCUGUAUCACGCCUUCAUACAUUCUAAUACAGCUACCCCGUUGGCCCUUCAAAACCACUGCGUCCAUGCUACACUUUCAUCUGAAGCACACCAUCUUUACUCAGAAUUGGAACUAUUGGAGAAAAGGAUCCCAAUUCUCAGCCGAAGUCUUCUACAGAUUGGCAACAACAACAACGUUUAUGUCUUGCACGAAACCGUGCAGACGUUUGUCUAUCAACGAAUGGUCACCAGCACUUAUCCUGCUGUUUCGCUACCUGCAUAUCGAGGCAAUUUGCUGCUACUCUCGGCUUGUAUCAACUACCUCACUUCCUUAUUUGGAUCGAAAGAAUCCGUCUGGUCGCUCAAAAUGCAAGAGAUACAGUCGUGGUCAGAAGAGCAAACCGACAUCUACGAGCUUGGAAACGUGUAUCUGAACGGUACGGACUGGAUCAAGUGGCAUGAGAAGCGUAAAUGGAGCAGUUUAACGACAUAUCCUAUGGAAUUAGGGUUUCUUCAUUAUGCGACAGAGCAUUGGCUACGACACGCUGUAGAAGCGGAACUGGAGACUCAAUCCGGGAACUGUCAGGUCCUUGACAGAUUCAAAGGUCUGCCGUUUGACCUCUGGAGAAGAUUGUAUCAGGUCCACAAUCCAUAUCAUGGUAGAAGGAUGCCUGUUACUAUGUUGGCACUAGCUUUAGAAACAGGACUGAACCGGUAUGCUUUAUCAGAGAUCGAGGCCAUCGGAAACUACACCCGGGUUCAGAGUUCAAUUUCGAACUUACCUUUACACUCCUUGUUAUUCGCUGCCGCGAAGCUCGGGAAUACCGACAUUGUGGACCGUCUACUUGCGAAAGGUGUUUCAUUUGUACCCGACAAUGAUUACUGGAUGAGACUUCUUGAUCUGGCAUCGUAUUCACCAAAGUUCAUUUUAAAGCCGCAGCUCGGCUCUCUGCGCCACUGGGGUCAGGCUUGUCUAUGCCGUGCCGUGCAUUUUGAUCACGCUAACCUGGUUCAAUAUCUGAUCAAUCAUGGGGCUACAGUUUCGAUGCUGUUGCCCGUUCUUCCUACGCCUCAAUGGCUCGAGACCGGUGGUCUCUACCGGACUCAGGUCAUAUCUUCAGAUCGUCUCUCCAGUUCUCUACGGCGCUCUAGAAUUUCUAUUUCGAGAGGUCAUACGUACUCAGCGUCCGACACGAAUGAAUCAUCGGAAGUAUCAUCUGGCACCUCGCGACUUUUAGAGAUUUUCGAGGCCGCACGAUCCUACGAUCUACAGACGGAUGGAGCCCAGACAUUCUUAGACAGCGUACUCUCUGUCCAAUAUCAUGCUCUGGAUCAUGCUAUUGAAAGACGAUCACAUAGCGUCAUAGUAGCCCUUAUGGACUUUGUCGAUACUAGGAUAUCAAGGUCGGAACUGAGUUCGGCUUUGAUUCUUGCUUGCCAGCGUGGAGAGUCUCGAUCUGUUAAGGCAUUGAUCGACAGGGGAGCUGAUGCAGCAUGGUCAAGACCAGGCGAGAACUGUCUUCUAAGGAACGCGAUGUUGCUUUACUACUGCAAGCGGGAGCCGACCCAAACUUUCACCUCCCUAACUCAGCUUGCAAUCCACCUCAUGAUAGUCCGCUUGGAAUCGCGAUUCAGAGACUGGCUAGAUACCCCGAGAGAGGAUCUUGUCAAUCCGUGGUUACAAAGCUGCUUCAGCAUGGUGGAAAACUGA